UUUGGAGCUUUUUUGCUAUCUAGUGGAAACCCUGUCCCAUAGAAGUUAGUGGAGGGGGAGGAGUUUCAGUACUUCCUCAGUUGUCGGAGUUAUGCUGCCCCUGACAGACAUUAUCUUCUCACAAACGCACUCUCUUCUCACACACUGUCACACACUCUCACGGCUGUAUUCAUUACUGUCUGUUGCUCUUUCAAAACACAGGAACAGGGACAGGAGCAGAAUGACUGGGCUUUAGCCUGGUGGAGGGGAGUAACUGGGGGUAAACAGACUGAGGACACACUGGGACUACUGGACUGGACUACCGUACCACUUCCACCCUCAUGACGAAUGAAGUGACAGGAGAGAACAGACAGCAGGACAGAGGUUGGUUCCACUUCACCCUGCCGUCUGUACCCACAGCCUGGAGCUGAGGCUAGUAGGUCACUGACAUGAGAAGACAGAGAGCAGUAUCUCACUCGUUCAGACAGAUACUGCUGCUGUAGGUAUAUCUAUAAGUCAUGGGGAACAUGCUAUCCCAUGAAGACAUCUCCCCUGCUGAGCUGGAUGCACUAUGGAGAGAACCACCGUACACGCUAGCGGGAACCAAUGAGCACUUCCCAGGAAAUGAUGUUAUGAAUCCAGGGGUGGAGUCUGGGGGCGGGGAGGCGGAGCCGGACAGUUACUGGAAGAGGAAGGAGGAGUUCACCAGAGGAAGCACUGUGUCACUGGCCGUGGGAGAGCGGUUCUCCUCAGACGUGGUGCUGGUGUUCAGCGGUCGGCGGCGCUCGGGUGUAAUACCUGACACUGAACUACAGGAGGCGCUCCGUACCAGACUCAGGGUCGUCGAGAGCAACAGUCAGGAUGUCAUCCAGCUCUUCAAGGACCUGUCUGCCCGUCUGCUGUCUGUCCACGCUGAGAAGGACAGCUUUGUCAUCACCUUCAAGACUGUGGAGGAGAUGUGGAAGUUCUCUACCUACCUGGCUUUAGGCUAUGUGGCGCGGUGCCUGGAGAAUUUCCUGUGUGACCAGUCAUUCUGGCUGGACACUGAGCUGCUGAGGGACCUGGAGAUCACUGUGACUGUAGACGAGGAACACCUGGCAACACUCUACCUGGGACUGCUGCUGCAGGAGGGGUCGUUCUUUGCCAAGGCGCUGGUGAGCAGUGGCGAGCACAGUGAUGAGGAGGAGGAGCUGUGUUUCAGACGUAAUGACUUGCUGAUGGUUAGAGACACGGGGCAGGACAGUCACUGGGAGGGCACCCUUAUUUCCACCGGAAAACACGGACUAGUGCCUGUCAACAACAUGCAACCGCUGCCAUACCCCUUCUACCAGUGGUUCCUGAGGAAGUACCCUGGCUGUGCCGGAAGCUCCCCUUCAGAGAGAGGACAGUUUGACCACCCUAUAGUAACUGGUUCCUGUGAGGCUGUAGUGGACCAUAACCCAGUAGGAUGUGAUGAGCUCCAGCUGAGUCGAGGUGACCUGAUUGAGAUACAGGGGAUGCUACUCCGAGGUCUGGACCUGUUCAUAGGAACACACUGCUCUACAGGAAACACCGGCUUCGUACACAAGGCUCACGUGAAGCCACUCAACGCCAAACCACUAGAUGGACAACUUGUGUUUCUGAGUGAGGAGGAACGUGUGUCUCUGUCCCAGGUUAACCCCUGCAGUACUGAGCCCAGAGACAGUGACCUCCUAGAGAGACUCUUCUCCUCUGACAUCAGUACUGUCUACAGACUAGACAGACUGGAUCAGUCUGAUUUUACGUACAUCAGAAAUCAACCUGAACAAGAGCAUAAGCCCCCCACCAGUAGCCGGCAGUCCAUCAUCUCAGAGAAGAGUGACACUACACUACCAUACCACUUCUCCUACGCAUCCCAGAAUGCUUUAGGGCGUGGCGGUGACGGGGAGCUGCUGUCCUUCAGUCUGGACGACACCUUCAGAGAGAUGAACGAGUUCCAGGAUGACCCACCCCUUUUCCUGGAGGAGGGGGAGGAGUCGGAGGGUUGUGACCCCACCUUGACCCUGCUCAACAUGCAUCACUUUCAGGAGGACUUCCUGCCCCUGUAUGACCUCCACCACUCAUUCCUGUGGCUGACGUUCUCAGGGCAGAGUGAGGAGGAGUUACUGGGCCACCUGGAGAUUGUCAGGGAGGGGGCCAAGAGAACGGGCAUGGCCUGGGCACACCGACGGGCAUGCUUCCUACUGGGGAGGCUCUGCGCCAAGAAGCUCAAGUACUCCCAGGCCCGUGUGUAUUACGAGGAAGCCCUUGGAGUCUCCGUGGACGGUUUCUCUGACCUCCCUCUCCUCAUCGCCCUGUACACCAACCUCACAGCCAUCUACCUCAAACAGAAGAUGGCCGACAAGCUGCCCCCGACCCUGGAGAAGGCCAGUGCUCUUCUCCUCUGUCUCCCCAGACACACCUUCACCUCCCUGGAUGAGUUUGAGCUGCUGAAGCUGGUGCUGCGGAGGUCUGUGGUGGAAGGGGACAAACACCUGGAGGCACGGGCCUGCUAUCUCACCGCCUGCCUCUUCCUCCUCCUUAGAAAGAUAGAUGAUGCCCUGCCCUUCGCAGAGCGUCUCCAGUUCCUCACCGUUACCCUGUCCGCUGAGGAGGGGCGCCCCAUCUCCCCCCUGGACCUCAACUGGCUCCUGUCCCGGCUCUACCACCGUAAAUACAUGCCCUACCUGGCCCUGGCAUCCCUCAGCCUGGACACUGGACAGGAUCACUCACUACAGGACGCCUUCCACAGGAUAGAACUGUUCAGCAGGAACUCGGUGCGUCUGAACCCGCGAUGGAAAGAGGGGACGUCUCUUCUCCCAGCCCAGAUCGUGGUAUACCUGCAGCAGGCUCUGGCAAUUGCGGAGCGGGGUGGCGACCUUAAGACCCAGAGAGACCUAUGUCUGGGCCUGGCCAGUGUUUACCAGCAACACGGGGCCCUGGAGAAGGCCCUGCACUGUGCCCAGCAGGCUGUACAGACCGGGGGAGGUAUCAACGAGGAGGAGGGGUUUGAGGCAUCAGUACUGCUGGGAUGGCUGUUAGUCCUGACGGGACAGCCUGAGAGGGCACAGAACACCUUGCAGCCACUAUUACAGUCUCUACAGGGAACCGACAGCCCGACCCAGAGGGGAGUGAUCCACAACCUGCUGGCUCUGUGUCUGCGGCAGCAGGGUGGCAUCCCCGAAGCUGGCAGCCACCUCCACCAUGCCCUCACCAUCUCCAGGGAGAGUGGCAACCAAAGGAACCAGGCCCUGGCCCUCGCCAACCUGGGCUGCCUGGCACUGGGCGUGGGGGCACCCACACUGGCAGAACGAUUCCUAUUCAGGUCUCUGUGGUUGUUCCUGGAGAUCUGGGAGAGUCCCGUUGACGAGGAACACGUCCAGACCUACCUAUGGUUGGGGCGGAGCUACAAGGACAGGGGGAGGAGCCAGGACGCCAGGCUGUGUUAUGAGAUGGGCCUCCUCAUCUCCCUCCACAGCAGGAAUCUACCCAGUCAGAUGGUGGUGGCUAAAAUCCUGAGUCGUCACUAUGCUGACGUGCUGCUCUAUGGACAGAGUAUCCUCUACUAUGAGCACUGUGUGUCUGUGUCCAGGGACCUGAAGGACAAGAGACUAGAGGGAGAAUAUCUAGAGAUCCUCAGUAGCCUCUACCUGUCCCUCAAUACUGAGAAAUCAUCAAGGAAGUCUCUGGACUACAGUAAGCAGAGUCUGCGUAUCUCCAUCGACCUGGGGAAGAGAGAGGAAGAGUCAGAGACCUGGCUUCAGGUGGGACGCAUCUACUACCUCAUCCAUGAAGACGAACUGGCUGACAUGUACCUACAGGCGGCAGUGAAGACAGCCCUGAGGAUGAACGACCCACGCUUUGCCAUGAGUAUCUACGAGGAGGCAGGAGACGUCUUCUUCAAAGGCAACAGGAACAGACUGGCGUCACUGCCCUUCUACAGGGACGGCAGUCUCCCUUUUGCUCGGAGUAUCCGUGACGUCGACUCAGAGUUCAGACUGCUGAGUAAACUGAGUGAACUGCUGAUGACCCAGGAAGAACACGAAGAGGCUCUACAGUACGCCAUUCUGGCUGUACAGAUCAGCACCAAAACAGGUGUGUCUGUGAACGAGCGCGCAGCGUACCACCGUCUGGCUACAGUGUACUACAGUCUGGAGCAGUAUGAGAUGACAGAGAACUGCUACCUCAAGUCUCUGUCUCUCAGCCCUGCUGUACUGCAGCACCCCCUGGAGGCUAGAUACUACACCAAGCUCUACUGCAGGCUGGGGGACCUGACCCUGCACAAACUAAAGGAUGCCUAUGACUCGAUGGGCUACUUUCAGCUUGCUCAGGCUGCUGCCCUGGAGGACCGUGCCAACCCACAGGCACUGUAUGUGGUCUGCAUGAAGCUGGCAGAGAUCCAUGCCAACCACAUGCCAGACCCACUGCUCUGCCAGGCUUACAGGGACAGGGCACAGAGCCUGAGGAGGGAACUCUCUGGGCUGGGAGAGACGGAUGGGAGGGGAGGAAUGACAGAGGGGAGGGGACGAGAGAUGGAGGGGAGGGGAGGAGAGAUGGAGGGGAGGGGAGGAGAGACGGAGGGCAGGGGAGGAGAGACGGACGGGAGGGGAGGAGAGACGGACGGGAGGGGAGGAGAGACGGAGGAGAGGGGAGGAGAGAUGGAGGUUAGGAGAUACAGAAGGGAGGGGAGGAGAGACGGAGGGGAGGAGAGGAGAGACGGACGGGAGGGGAGGAGAGAUGGAGGAGAAGUGAUGAGAGAUGGAGGAGAGGGGAGAAGAGACAUGUGAUACAGACCCGGAGACGAGAAACACAGACAUGAACGAGAUCUAGCCAGAGACUAGGUAGUGAGUCUACAGAUACUAUCCACAAAGAGGCUAUUGACAUGGACAGUGCAUAGAGCCUGAGGUUGGAGCCUGCUGGGCUAUGGGAGACAUGGAGAGGGUAGAGACAGAGGGACAACACACAGGACUGGGAGACAUGGAGAGAGGAGAGACAGAGACAGGACAUCCCAACACUAUAGAGAGUAGAAACACAGAGAAACAGCAUAGAGUCACAGAAAAGAGAGAAACAGAGACCGAGACUGGAUGUGGUGACUAUCAAUAUAGAAGCUAACUCCCAAGAUGCUAACUGUAAGGAUAGCAGACAGAUCAAUGCAGAUAGCCAUGAAACAUAUUCUGAUGUAAUGGAGACCGAGACACCAGUCACUCAAACCCAGACAAGAACCUCACAGAGGCUACUCACACUGACCAAAACACUGACAGUACAGACACAAGCGCAUGUCAAGCAGACGUUGAACACACACAUAAUGACUAUACAACAACAAGCAGUGUAUUUGUAGACACUACAAUAACAGAGGAAACUGACAGUACAGACAGAAUACAUUAUGACGCUAACACCACAGAGACUAUGCCAACAGACACAUGCAUCAAACAUAGUGACUCAACAACCACAGACAGAGAUAAAGACACACCCUACAGACAGCAGUGCCACAGACACAGAUCCUCUCCGAGACAGACACAGAGGUAACCCAUGGAGACAGCCCUACAGACAGCAGUCCCACAGACACAGAUCCUCUCCAAGACAGACACAGAGGUAACCCAUGGAGACAGCCCUACAGACAGCAGUGCCACAGACACAGAGGUAACCCAUGGAAACAGCCCUACAGACAGCAGUCCCACAGACACAGAUCCUCUCCAAGACAGACACAGAGGUAACCCAUGGAAACAGCCCUACAGACAGCAGUGCCACAGACACAGAUCCUCUCCAAGACAGACACAGAGGUAACCCAUGGAGACAGCCCUACAGACAGCAGUCCCACAGACAGAGAUCCUCUCCAAGACAGGCACAGAGGUAACCCAUGGAGACAGCCCUACAGACAGCAGUGCCACAGACACAGAUCCUCUCCAAGACAGGCACAGAGGUAACCCAUGGAGACAGCCCUACAGACAGGAGUGCCACAGACACAGAGGUAACCCAUGGAGACAGCCCUACAGACAGCAGUCCCACAGACACAGAUCCUCUCCAAGACAGGCACAGAGGUAACCCAUGGAGACAGCCCUACAGACAGCAGUCCCACAGACACAAAUCCUCUCCAAGACAGGCACAGAGGUAACCCAUGGAGACAGCCCUACAGACAGCAGUCCCACAGACACAGAUCCUCUCCAAGACAGACACAGAGGUAACCCAUGGAGACAGCCCUACAGACAGCAGUCCCACAGACACAGAUCCUCUCCAAGACAGACACAGAGGUAACCCAUGGAGACAGCCCUACAGACAGCAGUCCCACAGACACAGAUCCUCUCCAAGACAGACACAGAGGUAACCCAUGGAGACAGCCCUACAGACAGCAGUGCCACAGACACAGAUCCUCUCCAAGACAGACACAGAGGUAACCCAUGGAGACAGCCCUACAGACAGCAGUGCCACAGACACAGUGGUAACCCAUGGAGACAGCCCUACAGACAGCAGUCCCACUGACACAGAUCCUCUCCAAGACAGGCACAGAGGUAACCCAUGGAGACAGCUCUACAGACAGCAGUCCCACAGACACAGAUCCUCUCCAAGACAGGCACAGAGGUAACCCAUGGAGACAGCCCUACAGACAGCAGUCCCACAGACACAGAUCCUCUCCAAGACAGGCACAGAGGUAACCCAUGGAGACAGCCCUACAGACAGCAGUCCCACAGACACAGAUCCUCUCCAAGACAGACACAGCGGUAACCCAUGGAGACAGCCCUACAGACAGCAGUCCCACUGACACAGAGGUAACCCAUGGAGACAGCCCUACAGACAGCAGUGCCACAGACACAGAUCCUCUCCAAGACAGACACAGCAGUAACCCAUGGAGACAGCUCUACAGACAGCAGUGCCACAGACACAGAGGUAACCCAUGGAGACAGCUCUACAGACAGCAGUGCCACAGACACAGAGGUAACCCAUGGAGACAGCCCUACAGACAGCAGUGCCACAGACACAUAUCCUCUCCAAGACAGACACAGAGGUAACCCAUGGAGACAGCCCUACAGACAGCAGUCCCACAGACACAGAUCCUCUCCAAGACAGACACAGAGGUAACCCAUGGAGACAGCCCUACAGACAGCCGUCCCACAGACACAGAUCCUCUCCAAGACAGGCACAGAGGUAACCCAUGGAGACAGCUCUACAGACAGCAGUGCCACAGACACAGAGGUAACCCAUGGAGACAGCUCUACAGACAGCAGUGCCACAGACACAGAGGUAACCCAUGGAGACAGCCCUACAGACAGCAGUCCCACAGACACAGAUCCUCUCCAAGACAGGCACAGAGGUAACCCAUGGAGACAGCUCUACAGACAGCAGUGCCACAGACACAGAGGUAACCCAUGGAGACAGCUCUACAGACAGCAGUGCCACAGACACAGAGGUAACCCAUGGAGACAGCCCUACAGACAGCAGUCCCACAGACACAGAUCCUCUCCAAGACAGGCACAGAGGUAACCCAUGGAGACAGCUCUACAGACAGCAGUGCCACAGACACAG
This is a messenger RNA of Oncorhynchus nerka (sockeye salmon), 7494 nucleotides long. Its product is annotated as SH3 domain and tetratricopeptide repeat-containing protein 2-like. The record is from RefSeq and is a predicted model, not a curated record. The transcript has 26 exons. Gene Ontology annotation, biological process: regulation of ERBB signaling pathway; regulation of intracellular protein transport. NCBI's taxonomy places the organism in Eukaryota, Metazoa, Chordata, Actinopteri, Salmoniformes, Salmonidae. Bases 498 to 4763 code for a protein of 1421 amino acids. Gene Ontology annotation, molecular function: protein binding.